AUGCGCGUUACGGAUGGAUACCUAGUGUACGCAGUACAUACACACUCUGUCUCUCAAAGUCUCUGUGUGGCCCCCAUCACCCUUUCAGUAAGUAUAUCUCCCUCUCCGCCUUGUCAUCGUUCGCUCAACGCGUCCUUUGACGGCCCUGUCGCUACCCAGGCACACAUACACACGCACUAUACUGCGUACGUCUGCGCCUUGCAACGUGACUGGUGA
Molecule: messenger RNA, 216 nt
Organism: Colletotrichum lupini
Lineage: Eukaryota; Fungi; Ascomycota; Sordariomycetes; Glomerellales; Glomerellaceae
Exons: 1
Coding region: 1-216 (71 amino acids)
Source: RefSeq, a predicted model, not a curated record